Messenger RNA from Hippopotamus amphibius kiboko, 3391 nucleotides. It is a transcript of the gene POGLUT1, whose product is annotated as protein O-glucosyltransferase 1. Gene Ontology annotation, molecular function: UDP-xylosyltransferase activity; UDP-glucosyltransferase activity. The transcript is spliced from 11 exons. Bases 74 to 1252 code for a protein of 392 amino acids. Gene Ontology annotation, cellular component: endomembrane system. The record is from RefSeq and is a predicted model, not a curated record. Gene Ontology annotation, biological process: positive regulation of Notch signaling pathway; protein O-linked glycosylation. Lineage: Eukaryota; Metazoa; Chordata; Mammalia; Artiodactyla; Hippopotamidae.
CGCCAUCUUUGUGCGGGGCUGCGCUUCCGCCCGCCCGCGCCGCAGCGGGGACGCGGCAGCGGGGCGGCUGGCAAUGGACCGGCAGGCGCGCUCCCAGCUUCGACUGUGGCUGCUGUUGCUACUCCUGCCCCCGGUACCGGGCCGCCAGAAGGAGUCAGGUUCAAAAUGGCAAGUAUUUAUUGACAAAAUUAAUGGGGCUUUGGAGACUUAUGAGCCAUGUUCAAGUCAAAACUGCAGCUGCUACCAUGGUGUCAUAGAAGAGGAUCUGACUCCUUUCCGAGGAGGUAUUUCCAGGAAGAUGAUGGCGGAGGUAGUCAGACGGAAGCUAGGGACCCACUAUCAGAUCAUUAAGAACAGAUUAUACCGAGAAAGUGACUGCAUGUUCCCCUCAAGGUGUAGUGGUGUUGAACACUUUAUUUUGGAAGUUAUUGGGCGCCUCCCUGACACGGAGAUGGUGAUCAAUGUACGGGAUUAUCCUCAGGUUCCUAAAUGGAUGGAGCCUGCCAUUCCAGUCUUCUCCUUCAGUAAGACAUCAGAGUACCAUGAUAUCAUGUAUCCUGCUUGGACAUUUUGGGAAGGAGGACCUGCUGUUUGGCCAAUAUAUCCUACGGGUCUUGGACGGUGGGACCUCUUUAGAGAAGAUCUGAUAAGGUCAGCAGCACAGUGGCCAUGGAAAAAGAAAAAUUCCACAGCAUAUUUCCGAGGAUCAAGGACAAGUCCAGAACGAGAUCCUCUCAUUCUUCUGUCUCGGAAAAAUCCAAAACUUGUUGAUGCAGAAUACACCAAAAACCAGGCCUGGAAAUCUAUGAAAGAUACCUUAGGAAAGCCAGCUGCGAAGGAUGUCCAUCUUGUGGAUCACUGCAAAUACAAGUAUCUGUUUAACUUCCGGGGUGUAGCUGCAAGUUUCCGGUUCAAACACCUCUUUCUGUGUGGUUCACUUGUUUUCCAUGUUGGAGAUGAGUGGCUGGAAUUCUUCUAUCCACAACUGAAGCCGUGGGUUCACUAUAUCCCAGUCAAAACAGAUCUCUCCAAUGUCCAGGAGCUGUUGCAGUUUGUAAAAGCAAAUGAUGAUGUAGCUCAAGAAAUUGCUGAAAGGGGAAACCAGUUUAUUCUGAACCACUUGCAGAUGGAUGACAUCACCUGUUACUGGGAGAACCUGUUGACUGAAUACUCUAAAUUCCUGUCCUAUAAUGUAACAAGAAGGAAAGGCUAUGAUCAGAUUAUUCCCAAAAUUUUGAAAACUGAACUCUAGUAGUCAUCACCGGGCCAUAGUCCUCUCGAUGGCAGCAGAUCUCAGACAUCCUGUGGUGAGAAGCUCACUGUGAGUGUGACACCUAUACCUUGGAUACUAUUGCGAAGCCAGAUACCUGGUUUUCCUUAUCAUGCUGCACCAAGCGCAACUUUCGAGAAAGAUCCAAAAUGUGUAUAAUACAGAUAUGAAGCAGCUCAACGCUUUGGCUGAAUAAGGACCAGAAAUCAUGAGGUGGGGGUUUUGAACCCAAUUCUGCCUUUCAUUUCUUAGGACCAAUCACAGCUUGUGCCUCAGAUCAUCCACAUGUUAUGUCCAUUACUGUGACACUGACUGUGCCCAUGGGAUGAUGCCUUGUGUCUCAUUGUUUGGAGUAGAGGGUCACUCAUUUGGAAGCACUACAACUCAUCACUGCAGUUCUGCAGUUAUUCUACGCUUGAUUUCUGUCGCUGUAUUUUAAUGUAGAAAGCCCUUUAGGGUUUGUGAAAAAUACUUGGGGAUUAUUUCCUGAAAGGUCUAAGGAAGCAGUAGUGUGCCAUGCAGAGCUCUGUUCUGUAAAAGCCUAAACUCUUUGGUACUCAGGAGGUUUCUAUAAAGCCACGUAGAAAGGGGCCAAUUGCAUGAGUAAUUAUUGCAGUUGGAUUUCAAGUUCCCCUUUUGUGCCUUCGGACCCUUCUUUAUGUUCUCUUUCAAAAAAACAAAAGAUAAAAACCUCCUACUAAAUUUAGAAAAUAGUCCUUUCUUUUUAAAGGAAUUGUGCAUGAAACAGCACCUCUUCCCCAGUCUUCACACAUCCUUAAUAUUUUUCCUCCUUGAGUUGGCAGCAGUCCACACUUGCAGGGAUCUCAAGGAGUCUUCAUGUGUAAAAUGGUGUUAAGUUGGGAGUUUAGAACCUUGAACUUUAGCACUUACAUAUAUAGGAGAUGUUUGUUUUAGUGCAGAUCCAUGUUGGAGUGCUUCCUUUUCCCUUUUUGAAAACGACAUUUGGAUAGUAGUGUAAUCUCUCAGGACGUGCUCCCUAGCAUAGUCGAAAAUGAAGAAAGAAUUUGAGAUUGAAACCCAGAUAGUCUGAUGACUCAGAACCGUCCUUGUCCCUUAGGCCCAAACUUUCCACAGAGAAAUCAGUUCUUUUCCUUUGUCUCUUUAGAACUGUUUGGUAUUAAUUGGUUUCAAAAUUAGUAAAUGUGGGAUUCAGUUAUAUAUAAUCAGGGACUUUAUUCCAUUUAUGAAACAUGUAUUGGGCCUUUUAAACUCCCUUUAACAAAAUUGUAAGCCUGUGGACUUUCUUAGAGAACCUUCUGGUAAGAUCAUUGCAUGGAAUAAGGCAGAUAUUUAAAGUUGGAUUUUUUGGUUUUGAGUGUUAAAAACUCAUGGGGACUGUGUCCAUAGGUGAUGUAAGCCUGGCAAUAAGCAGUCUUGAUUUCUGAAUUGUACUGUGGUUUUGCCUUAUCAAUAGGAGACCAUGGUAGAUAUUAUCAUUCCCUCUAUUGUAAUUUUCUUCUCACUAAACUGGAGCAAAAUUUUCUGUUCUUUGGAUUAGGAGCAGAAGCUUUAUUUCCCUGGGAGUGUUUCCCACUUUGCUUCACGUUACAGCUCAAGCAUCAUCUUCUCUCUCAGAAUCCUUGUUUCCAUUGUUCUAGGCAGUUAGAGGCUAUCAUAAUACUUUGCUCUUGCCUGUAUUAUAUGACAUCACAUUGCGCUGUAGUUAUUUGACUAUUUCUCCUACUGUUCUGUGAGCUUCUUCAUGGGUGGGAAUCAUGUUUUACUUACCCUGAUUUCUCCAUUAUCCAGCACAGUGCCUCACACAGAAGGAUGCACAGAAUGUUGGAUGGAUGGAUGGAUGGAUGGAUGGAUGGAUGGAUGGAUGGAUGGAUGGAUGGAUGGAUGGAGACAGUAGGCUUAACUAAAUCCUAAUUUAUAGACUUCCCAGCCAUUGGCUUCAAGGGGGACUGGACAAGACUGUAAGAAUUGGAUCAAUGCAAAUUCUCACCUGCCCUUUGAAGAAUUAAUAAGAACAUUUUUGUAUUUAAGUACAGCAAAUGUUAUUCAGAUUUUAUGCUUAUUUGUUUACCUCAGGGUAGAUGAUAUGAAGGUGGUGUGUAAUGACAUGUAAAAUGUAUGGUUUUGAAAAUAAUUUUUAUC